Hipposideros armiger (great roundleaf bat) is the source of this 3398-nucleotide messenger RNA. RefSeq names its product centromere protein N (gene CENPN). Gene Ontology annotation, cellular component: nucleoplasm. The record is from RefSeq and is a predicted model, not a curated record. Gene Ontology annotation, biological process: chromosome segregation; CENP-A containing chromatin assembly. Lineage: Eukaryota; Metazoa; Chordata; Mammalia; Chiroptera; Hipposideridae. Bases 259 to 1443 code for a protein of 394 amino acids. The transcript has 12 exons.
CCUAAACAGCAAGCCGUACCAACAAGCUAGAUGUCUUGGCUGAGAUUAAGUGUGUUUAGACAAUAUUCUCUGCUAAGAAGAGUGACGUGGGGACUCGCGGAGUUUCCCUUCUGCUGCUCUCCCCACGCAGGCACCUACGCUGGGGGUAGUCCAAAGUUUGGGCUCGGUGGGCGGAGCUAGAUGGCGGUGGGAACUGCAAUUGGCGGCUUUGAAGGCGCAGCAAGCGGGAACAGCUGCUGAGGAGCGAGAAAGUUGGCGAUGUGGGCCGUUCUUCAGCGGUGUAGAUCUACAGGAAAGUUACUUAAAAGGGCUUUUUGUCAUGCGUUCAUUCAACAGAUGUAUCUUGAGCACCUACUAUAUGCCAGCUUUAAGAGGACCAGUAAGCUAUCUCUGAAGAUCAUUGCCCUGUCUGUUGCUUUGGGAGCCACACCAGAUUUGGGGUACAAGACCUUUUGGACAAUUGAAGAAUCUCACCUUCGGGCAUGGGACAGGAAAAGUAAGGUAAUAAAUAGCUCCAUGUUAACUGGCAACGCAUUAAAGGAGAAAGAGGCUGCAACCCUCCACCUCCAGCUCUUAUUAUGUCCACUCUUUCAGGAGAAUUGUGUGAGUCUCAAUGACGCAGCCCUUUUAGACAUCAUUUAUACUCAGUUUCACCGGCACCAGAGAGUUUGGGAUGUUUUUCAGAUGGCUAAAGAGCCAGGUGAAGACAUUGACCUUACCGAUAUGGAACAGUUCAAAAGUUCAUUUAAGAAAAUUCUUCAGAGGGCAUUAAAAAAUGUGACAGUCACCUUCAGAGAUGCUGAGGAGACUGCAGUAUGGAUUCGAAUUGCCUGGGGAACACAGUAUAGAAAACCAAACCAGUACAAACCUUCUUACGUGAUGUAUUAUUCCCAGACUCCAUAUGCCUUCAUUUCUUUUUCCCGGUUGAGAAGCAAUACACCCCUUCUGUGUCAGGCACUGACAAUUGCUAGCAAACACCACCAGAUUGUGAAAAUGGAUCUCAGAAGUCGCUAUCUUGACUCUCUUAAGGCUAUUGUUUUUAAACAGUAUAAUCAGAACUUUGAAACUCACAACUCUACUACACCACUACAAGAAGGAAGACUUGGGCUAGAUAUAAAUAUGGAUUCAAGGAUCAUUCAUGAAAACAGAAUAGAAAAAGACAGAGUCCAAAGAGUGACUCAAGAAAUUUUUGGAGACUAUCCUCAACCAAGACUAGAAUUCGCACAAUAUAAGCUUGAAACAAAAUUCAAAAGUGAUUUAAAUGGGGGCAUCUUGGCUGAAAGAGAAGAACCCCUCCGGUGCCUAGUAAAGUUCUCUAGUCCACAUCUUCUGGAAGCACUGAAAUCCUUAGCACCAGCCGGUAUUGCAGAUGCACCACUUUCUCCACUGCUCACUUGCAUACCCAACAAGGGAAUGAAUUAUUUUAAAAUUAAAGAUAAAUAAGAUGUAUGUGGUUUUGUAAGCAUAGCAUCUCCUUGACUAUGUUGCACAUCUAUUUCAAUUAAUGACUUACUGGAUAGCUUCUGUCUAAAAACUUGUGUUUUAGAAAUUAACCCUUGAUAUUGACAAUUUAGAAAUGUUCAAUAUGAUUGUUGGGAAUGAUUCUUUCCUCUUACCUCGUGUGCUCCCCCUCCCCCAUAUCCUGCAUAGCAUAGCAGCUGUGGGCCUUUAAGAUGUGACAGGAUGUCCUUUUUCUCAUUCCUGUCUCUCCUUGAUCCUGGAGAGAUCUAGUUCCAAUUGUUUGAUUUUCUUGUAAGCCUUGGAUCAUAGAAAGAAGCACCAAGAAACUAUACCCAACUCAAAAUUUUCUAGGAGAAUCAUAAAAUUGGUCCAUUCAUAGGGUAGAGUUGGGUGCACUGAGUUAUUAUUGCAGAAGAUAGCAUAUCAGAUGAUUCAGAUAUAUAAAAUAAUGGUUUUGUUGUAAAUAUGACACUUUUAAUAAUCUAUUUUAUCAUACAUAUGGCAUUCAAACUGACCAAUAUUAUACUUAUUUGUGAAUAAAGAUAUUAAAAAACUGGUACAUCAGUUACUUUUGAUGAAAAUCAAAAAGAGGCUUAAUGUACAAAUCUAUAAAAACAAUCAGAAAAAAAGGCUUAAAGUAUGCUUUAUAAUGUAGUGCUAUUUUCUACAGAUUGUAGUUAUCCUAUUUGGAAAAUAUGGUUUUAGAUUUAAUUAGCAAUAGCAAAGACACUAGUUAUCUCAGAGUGAGGCUCUGAGUUCAUAGGGCUUAAUAAUGCUAAUUUCCUUGUAGAACAUAAUCAUGGUUUAGAGCGUCUGUCCCUAUGUGCGCACACUAGGCAGGCACUUACGCUAGGUGCCUGAAUGCCUGCGUUAGGCCGUGCAUGUUCCUAGGUUGGUUCUCACCAGCUCAUAGUCCUCCCUGGUACUUAGAGGGAUGUGCAACUGGAGCCUGAACAAUAAGAUGCUAAUGGUAUUAUCCAGCCUAUUAGUGGAAUCACUUGAGGCUGUACCCUGAGGCCCUGCCAGACUGAGGCUCCUACUUAAGGAAAUGGGAAUACAAGGAGCUCUUAUCUAUUAUGUGCUUGAUGGUUCAGAGACACAUACUGUAUUCAAAUGGAGUCUUGUGAAGAGAUGGAGCAGUAAAUGUAGAUCCAAAGAUCUCUACAAUGAAAGGAAUAUACUGCCUAGUGUAAAAUCAGGUAAAGGAGUUGCUUCAGAGCAAUCCAGUGAGAUUUUCUAAUUUUUCCUAAUUAGGAAUCUACCUAGCUUUACAUUAGGUAGGGUCUCCAAAACUAUUCAGCUAACAUUUACUGAGCACUUAACUAUGUGCAGGUUACUGUGCUAAGUAUUUUAUGUGCAUUAUCUUAUUUUCAUAACAAUCCAAUAAGGCAGGCAGCAUUAUUAUUGGGUUGUCGGAAAAGUCAUGACACAUUUUUGCAACGAAAAACAUGGAAAAAAAUAUGUCAUGAUGUAAGGAUCUCGGCCCGGACCCUAGGCCAGACAGACUCACGUUAAAAAUUAUACUUCAGCUACUCCCAUAGACUCUAAAAAACUAACAGCUCCUUUUUGCUUCUGUAUACCUGCUCUGCUUCUGCCGGGGAAUAAAAGGUUAAAGAAAAGACAUUCCUCAGUUCCCCCUUCCUCCCCUUGCUUCUAUCUUAACAUAUCAAAAGGCCUCACCGCAAUUAACUCUCCCCUCGCUUUUAUUUUAACAUAUCAAAAGGACAGUUGGCUCCCAUGGCCCCUAUCUUUAUACUUCAAAGGUGUUUUCAAGUUUAGGGGACAGGCUGUGUGGUCAGCUCAACCCAGUUACGAUAUACUGUUAAAACAUCUGAACAUAAAACAGCACUGUUGUGAUAGCGGAAUGCUGUUUUUACUGGAAUAACUACACGUUCUUUUUAAAUUCUGUAACUUACUUUGCAUAUAGCCCUGCCUUA